Zea mays is the source of this 318-nucleotide messenger RNA. Its product is annotated as betaine aldehyde dehydrogenase 2. Bases 1 to 318 code for a protein of 105 amino acids. The record is from RefSeq and is a predicted model, not a curated record. The transcript has 4 exons. Gene Ontology annotation, molecular function: oxidoreductase activity, acting on the aldehyde or oxo group of donors, NAD or NADP as acceptor. Lineage: Eukaryota; Viridiplantae; Streptophyta; Magnoliopsida; Poales; Poaceae.
AUGGGACACAAAGAGCUUGUUGAUAUCUGUAAAGAAGUCGGUCUCCCUUCUGGUGUCUUGAACAUUGUGACAGGAUUAGGUCCUGAUGCUGGCGCUCCUUUGUCAGCACACCCAGAUGUUGACAAGGUCGCUUUUACUGGGAGUUUUGAAACUGGCAAGAAAAUUAUGGCAUCGGCAGCUCCUAUGGUCAAGCCUGUUACACUGGAACUUGGUGGAAAAAGUCCUAUAGUAGUAUUUGAUGAUGUUGACAUUGACAAAGCUGUCGAGUGGACUCUGUUUGGGUGCUUUUGGACCAAUGGUCAGAUUUGUAGAACAUAA